AUGGACUCAGCAGCAGAUAAGGAGGAGCGCAAGCGCGAGUACAACCGACUUGCUCAACGCGAAUUCCGCCGCCGAAGAAAGGACCACCUUAAAAAUCUUGAACAGGCACAGAGGGAGCAAAACUCGGUGCAAUCAGAAGAGAUUGAACGCCUAAGAUAUCAAAACGAUGAACUUCGCCGAGAAAAUGAAGGUCUCAGAACGCAGCUCUAUGGUCAUUCAGCGCCACCCUCUCACGCGCUGCUAGCUGCACCGAUCAAUGUAUCAGGCGAAGGUCGCGCUUACUCGCUCUCUCCCUCGGUCUCAGGGGCUUCGCUCCCGGGAACCGCCAGCCCUCCAGCAUCUUUGGCUUCAGAUAUGAUGCCAUUGUCAUCUCUUUCCCUAACGUCGUCCAUGUUAGUCCCAAGCAUGUCAGCAUACACCGACCACUCAGCCAUGUCAUCUCAGCCAUAUUCAAUGGUACAUCCAUCCGGGCUCCGUCACAAUUCACAAAGCUCACCUGAGUCAUCAGGGUUUCGAAGUUCUGGACCUGCAAUGGGAACCCAUUUUCAGUCUUUGAACAUAUCCGAGGCUCAAUCAACCCAAGUGCCACGAAGCCAUCACAGGGAUCAUCCAAAUCUGGUAAUUGCUCCUCACGACCGAAACACUGCCCGAGCCGAGAUCAAUCAGAUAUUCCAGCCCUUGUACUCUGAUCCGUCUAUCACCUCAAAUCCGGAAAGACAUCUUGCGGUUUUACGAUCCUUGAGCUCCAGUUUACCAGGUGCGUUGAAACCAAGCAAAGCACAGCUGGAAACACCGCAUUAUUGGGGUAUCGACAUGAUAGCAUCGCCUUCCCUGCGAGAGAGGCUAUUAACGGUCACUCCGGAUGUCGCCCAAAGCUUCGUUACAGAGAUUGGUAUCACGGGGACUGAACGAGAGGGUAUGGAACAGCUGACCAUCUGGGGAGAUGAUGCGCUCAAUGAGAUGUCUUGGGAAUUUUCACAGGGCAUUCUUGAGCGUUGGGGGUGGCUGCUGGGGCGGGACUGGGUCAAUCGGGCAAACGAUUGGCGGCGACAGAGAGGAGACCCCCUUCUACCAGAGUGGUGA
This is a messenger RNA of Venustampulla echinocandica, 1083 nucleotides long. RefSeq lists its product as uncharacterized. Gene Ontology annotation, molecular function: DNA-binding transcription factor activity. The transcript is spliced from 4 exons. The coding region runs from base 1 to 1083 and encodes 360 amino acids. The record is from RefSeq and is a predicted model, not a curated record. Gene Ontology annotation, biological process: regulation of DNA-templated transcription. NCBI's taxonomy places the organism in Eukaryota, Fungi, Ascomycota, Leotiomycetes, Helotiales, Pleuroascaceae.